ACUUAGGUUUUACAAAUUUUAUCAAGGACUAAACCGAGUUUAUUUUUCUGAAAGGUAAACCAUGUUACAUUUUUCAUUCAUGGCCAGGUUUCUCUUACCUCGUACCACAUUCUAUUGUGUUCCUGUUCCCGCCAUUUUUGAAAACUCAAAAUCUUCAUUCUCCUCAAUUUCCUUCAAAACCCAUUCACAAAAUGACAGCUUUUCAGAUACCAAACAACAAAUUACCACAUUGUGUUCCAAAGGGCACAUCAAAAAAGCCUUUGAAAGUUUCCUCUGUGAUAUAUGGACAGAACCUCGUUUGUUCUCAAUUCUCAUACAAUCAUGUAUUCCCACAAACUCUGUUUCUUUAGGAAAACAACUUCAUUCUUUGAUUUUCACUUCUGGGUGUUCCUCAGAUAAGUUCAUUUCAAAUCAUCUUCUUAACUUUUACUCAAAAUUUGGUGAACUUAAUAAUGCUGUUAAACUGUUCGAUAGAAUGCCGAGGAGGAAUUAUAUGUCGUGUAAUAUCAUGAUCAAGGCUUAUCUUGAAAUGGGUAAUAUUGAGAAUGCUAAGAAUCUGUUUGAUGAAAUGACUGAGAGAAAUGUUGCGACGUGGAAUGCAAUGGUUACUGGGUUGGUUAAGUUUGGAUUGAACGAGGAGGCGUUGUUGUUGUUUUCGAGGAUGAAUGUGUUGGGGUUUGUGCCGGAUGAGUAUUCGUUUGGUAGUGUGCUUAGGGGAUGUGCGCAUUUGAGAGCUUUGUUUGUAGGGGAACAGGUUCAUGCUUAUGUUGCAAAAUGUGGGUUUGAGUUUAAUUCAGUUGUUGGAUGCUCGUUGGCACACAUGUAUAUGAAAGCUGGAAGCUUGUGUAAUGGGGAGAGGAUUAUCAAAUGGAUGCCGAAUUGUAAUUUGGUUGCUUGGAAUACACUCAUGGCUGGAAAAGCUCAAAAUAGGUGCUUUGAGGGGGUUCUGGAUCAUUACUGUAUGAUGAAAAUGGCAGGAUAUAGACCGGAUAAGAUUACUUUUGUGAGUGUGAUCAGUUCAUGUUCGGAGUUAGCCACCCUUUGUCAAGGAAAGCAGAUUCACGCUGAAGUAAUCAAAGCAGGAGCUAGCUCUGUAGUUUCUGUAAUUAGUUCAUUGGUCAGUAUGUACUCUAAAUGUGGAAGUUUGCAAGAUUCCAUUAAAGCUUUUUUGGAAUGCGAAGAACGAGAUGUUGUAUUAUGGAGUUCAAUGAUUGCUGCUUAUGGUUUUCACGGUCAAUGUGAAAAAGCUAUCAAGCUAUUCAAUGAUAUGGAGAAGGAGAAUUUGGCGGGAAAUGAAGUUACUUUCUUGAGUUUGCUAUAUGCUUGUAGUCAUUGUGGACUGAAGGAUAAAGGGCUUGAUUUCUUUGACAUGAUGGUAGAGAAGUAUGGACUCAAGGCGAGACUAGAACACUAUACUUGUGUAGUUGACCUACUAGGCAGGUCUGGUUGUUUAGAGGAGGCAGAGACUAUGAUACGAUCCAUGCCUGUAAGCGCGGAUGCUAUUAUAUGGAAAACAUUGUUAUCUGCAUGUAAAAUCCACAAGAAUGAAGAAAUGGCAAGAAGGGUUGCUGAAGAAGUUCUUAGGAUUGAUCCUCAAGACCCAGCUUCGUACGUUCUAAUUGCUGGUAUUCAUGCUUCAGCCAAAAGGUGGCAGAAUGUUUCUGAGGUGAGGAGAGCCAUGAAAGACAAGAUGGUGAAGAAAGAGCCAGGCGUAAGUUGGGUAGAAGUGAAGAAUCAGGUUCACCAGUUCCAUACGGGUGAUAAAAGCCACCCAAAGUUUGUGGAGAUUAAUCAGUACCUUGAAGAGUUAACUUCAGAAAUGAAGAUGCAGGGCUAUGUGCCUGAUAUUAGCUCUGUCUUACAUGACAUGGACAACGAGGAAAAAGAAUACAACUUGACACAUCACAGUGAGAAAUUAGCUAUUGCUUUUGCUUUGAUGACCAUCCCAAAGGGAGAGCCAAUAAGAGUGAUGAAAAACUUGCGGGUUUGCAGUGACUGUCAUGUUGCAAUAAAGUACAUAUCAGAGAUUAAAAACUUAGAAAUUAUUGUGCGAGAUUCAAGUAGGUUUCACCAUUUCAAAAAUGGGGUAUGUUCUUGUGGAGAUUAUUGGUAAUAUUUAUUCAUCAACUUCCAUUGUGGAACUUGUUCUUGAUCCUGCAGUGCUUGCAAGUAAGAGAUAUUAUGAUUAAGUUCUUGCUAUGGCUCUUCAGUCAAUCAAUUUCCUUCUCAUUUUUCACGACCCUUUUACAAUAACAGCUUAGGUUUUCAUAUCAAAUUCCCUUCUCAUUUAUUGUUCCUUCUCGGUCCAGCAAAAAUUUAGAAUGAACACUCAUAAUUGAUGCUCUGCCUAAUACCUCUGAUGGUCCCAAGACGGCUUGAUAAUGCUCACUAAUAGAUACCUCCAUUGUGUGUUUUUAUAUAAUAGCUGAGUGGUUUUGUGCCCCCAAAUUUAGGCAGUUACUACUUACCCUUAAGUGGGCAUGACCACCCAGACAUAUACAAGACGUGGAUCCCAGUGGGUAAUGACAGAAAAAUACGAUGUAUAGUCAGUAUACCUUCCAUGAAAGGUCAUUUGUUGCAAAAACUAAAAAAUUGAUGAUGGAACAUGAAUUAUAGAAGUGCCAUACGAUUCUUAUUCUUGUCCUUGCAGGCACCUGCAUGGUUAUUGGAGAUGGAAUUUUUACCCCAGCUAUAUCAGGCAUGUCUUCUCUUGAAACCAAUUUAUUGUUCCCAUUUUAAUAUAUUCAUGAAUGCCGACUUGCUCGCUGUUCACCAUAGUAAGUUUAUCUAUCAAAGUAUAUGCUUUUGAAUGUUAUUAUGUGCGCACAUUUGUGCAGAUUUACCAAACUGUGAUAGCAAAUGGAAAAAUAUUUACAGGAUGAUUAAACAAGCACAAUGUUGUGCAAUAUAACUUGUUGGAAGGAUUUUGAAUGACAUUAUAUAUUACUUGAUACUAAAAGACUGAGCAACAAUAUGAGGGAGCAACUGGAAAAAUUUGAUAUCAGUAUCGUACUUGGAAAACUUGUCUUCCUUCUUACUUGGUUGAUUUGGACAAGUUUCUUACCAUAUGAAUAACUUGAGUCAUUCAAUAGAUGCUUUUUAUUGUUCUGUUCCAGUUUUGCAGAUAGAAUAUACUGGCCAGUAUUUGUUGUUGCAGCAACGGCAGCCAUAGUUGCAACUUGCAAGCCAGGCCACAAUAACUGCAACUUAAUCAAUUUUUAAGCAAGCCCUUGCUCAUGGAUGUUUGGCCAGAGUUAAAGUUAUAUAUAUAUACAUCAAAGAAAUUCAUUGGCUAGAUGUAUAUUCUAUAGAUAUAAAUUGAGUCCUUAAUAUUCUUUGCAUUUUCAUUACUUGUGGAUUUGAAAAUGUGAACAGUCAGUUCUUCCCUUGUUCAAUGUUCCUGAUUAAUAUUAUAACGCUAUUAAACAUCCCAUGUUGUAAGUUUUCAAUUUCAGGCUUGAUAAUAACUAUGAAGCACAAA
Medicago truncatula (barrel medic) is the source of this 3481-nucleotide messenger RNA. Its product is annotated as pentatricopeptide repeat-containing protein At2g41080. The record is from RefSeq and is a predicted model, not a curated record. NCBI's taxonomy places the organism in Eukaryota, Viridiplantae, Streptophyta, Magnoliopsida, Fabales, Fabaceae. Gene Ontology annotation, molecular function: RNA binding; zinc ion binding; protein binding. Gene Ontology annotation, biological process: RNA modification. The transcript has 2 exons. Bases 62 to 2113 code for a protein of 683 amino acids.